This is a messenger RNA of Dovyalis caffra, 1104 nucleotides long. The record is from the annotation of a GenBank genome assembly. Lineage: Eukaryota; Viridiplantae; Streptophyta; Magnoliopsida; Malpighiales; Salicaceae.
AUGAAAGCCUCACUGAAAUUUCGUGAAGACCAAAACCCAAUAUUUAGAGGCAAAGUGCCGCUAAACAUCUUAGGCUUACCAUUCCAAUCAGGAAUUAUAGCCGGUGAAUCCAAAGAACUUUCUUUAAAUCUCUCUACUUUCUUUGAAUCAGGACCCUCCUUAAAAAUCUCUUACCGGCCUAAUGACACGUGGAACCCGUUCUCCCUCGUUAUCAAAACCGGAACCGGUCCGUUCGGUUCUCCGGUUUCUAGCUCUAUGAUUAUGAGUGCAGAAUUCAAUUUAUUGAAUAAAGGUAAUAAUAAUAUAAACCCUAGCUUUAUGCUUCACUUCAAGCCUCAAUUUGGGGAUUUUUCUAUUAAGAAAUCGCAGUCGUCGAGUCACGUGAUUGAAGCAACGAGGUCGAUUCAGCACGGUGGCGUUUCUUCUGAUGAUGAUGGAUCGAUUGAGGUCGUUGAUGCUACGCCUCCGAAUCCGAAUCCGAAACCGACUCCGGCUGUGGUUAAUGGCGUGUUUUGUGGGAAGAGGAUUACGGUUUUGUCACCUAUGACUGCGAGUGCGGUUGCGGGGGUUUUUUCUGGUGUGGAAGUUGCGGCGAAGACGAGGUUGCCUGUGAGGAGUAAAGCGGUGGUGAGUUUCCGGUGGGGAGUUCGGGUUCCGGCUGAGAUCAAGAAUCGCGAAUCAACGGCUGGGAUCAAUUUUAGGAAGAUACCGUUUCUGGUGAUGAAUAAGGUUGGGAUUGAACACGUGGAUGGUAGAGAUGAGAGAAGUAAGAAAGAGGGGACCACAGGGAAGGUGGGGAUGGAUUUGGGGAACGCUGACGUGGCAGAGGCGUGUUUGGGUUUGAAAAGGCAAUUAGAGGUUUUGCAAAGUGAGAAUGGGCAUUUGAAGAAAGCAGUGGAGGAAUUGAGGGAAGAAAUUGGUGGAGGGAAAUUAUUAACUGGGGAUUUGAAUUCUGGGAAAUAUGAGAGAAGUGGAAUUAAAAGCCCGAGUAGUGGUAAUUAUAAAAUUGAUAGGAGAACGAAUGAGAAGAAAUCAAUGGAAGGAGAUGUGAAUGAAGAGUUGAAGAAGGCAUUGAAGGGAGCUACCGGUGUUGGUGGUGCUUGA